GCCCGCUGGUGACGUUCCGCCGCGGCCGGAAGUUGCCGUUGGGAGGGCGCCCCGCGGCGGCCGCGUCCCUGCUGGCGGCGCCUGGAAACGGCGCCGCGCUUCCCGGCGCUUCCCGGCGCUUCCCGGCGGCCGCCCGGAGCGGUCUCGGAGUGCUGCUGCUGGAGCUCUGUUCUGCCCUUGUUCCCUCAGCCCUUCCUGCCAGAUUUUAAUGUUUUUAUAAUAUGGAAGAAUCAUCUUGGAAGCUGCUCAAGUAAACAUAUAUAUAGUCUAUAGUUCAUUCUCCAGAGUUAAUAGUUUAUGCAGCUUAAAGAGCUGCCUGUUGGCCAUCAUGAGUUCAUCCUCUCCAGUAAACAACUCUGUCACAGAAACUAGAAGCUUACAUCAUGGGGAAUGUGAGUUACUACAGAAGAGCAAUGAAUUGGAAUCGGAUGCUGUUUUAGGUCUCAGAUGGAGACUUCUUCAAGCUAAAAAGGAAAAUUUGGAUUUAACUAUUCAACACAAUCAAGAAGUGUCCAACUAUGAAAAACAGAUAAUCAAAUUGCGGUCAGAAUUUGAGAGAGGAGAGGCCAUACGACAAAGCUUGGAGUAUGAAUUGGCGGUUGCCAGAAAAGGUGCCCAUCUGAAAAUGUGUACUGCAGAAGAAGAACUAAGUGAUGCAAAAAACAAACUUGUGGAGCUGCAAGUAUUCAAUGAAAACCUUCAGCAGAAAGUGACAGAGACCGAGAAAACGUUUCAAAAUGCUCAACAGAAGUGGGAAGAAGAACAGCAAAGACUUGCAAGGGCGAAGGAUGAUAUCAGCAGAAUUUAUAAUAAUGAAUAUGUAUUCCUUCUUAAGGAAAGAAAUGAAGUAGAAGCGAUUUUACUGGAGCUGAAUAAUGAACUGCAAAAUACACGCAAGAAAUUGAGAGAUGUAGAGGUGGAACACAGUAGCUGUAGUGAGAUGCUGAGGUGCCAGGCCAAUGAACUUAAAUGCAGCACUGAACGAGAGAAGAAACUUGAAAAGGAACUUGAAGCAGCUGCAGCGAGAACAAAGAAACUUGAAGAAAACAUUGAAGCAGAGAGAGCAGCACAUUUAGCAUCCAAUUUCACUUCAGAGAUCAUCCAGUUAAGAAUUCGAGAACUUGAAGAAGCUGUGCACGUGGAAAAGGACAGACGAGAAGAAGCUCUUUCAGACUUAGAAAUGAUCAAGAAAGAGUUCAAAAGGUUAGAAUAUGCAUAUGAGAUGGAAAAACGCAAUGCCCAAGAGAACUUGGAAAAACUCAAUGUAUUAGAAAGAGAGUGUUUCUCUUCAAACAAUCAAAUGAAAGAAGUGAUUGAAGAAAAGAAGAAGGUAAUUAUAGACCUCUCUGCAAGACUAGGGAAUGCUGAAGAAAGCUGCAGAGAAUUACAGAGUGAACUUGCAAUGGCCAAGAAACACCAGGUCUUUCUAACAGAGACGUAUGAAAACAACAUGAGAGAGCUGGAGUUACUCUUGGACAGCUUUGCUAUGUCAGGCCAGCGGACAGCAGGCACUUGUGAGGACAAAGAUAAACCUCUGAGCUGCUCUGUCAUUGAGACUUUGAGGUGUACCUUGACAGCUUACCAGAACAAGCUGGAAGAUAUGUCUAAUGAGCUUGAGAAAACAAAGGCUUUGUGUAAAAAGGGGACAAAUGAACUUGAAGUAUCUGAGGAGAAAAUGUGUGCUUUAAGACAAGACCUUAAGGAAGCUCAGGAUACCAUGGCUGAUGCCAAUAAAGAGUUAAAUCAUCUGCACGCUAAGUGUGCAGACAGAGAGACUUUAAUAGAAACUUUAAAAAUGGAACUACAGGAUGUUCAGCAAUGCUGGGAGAAAGAGAAAGUACGUGCCACAGAAUCUGAAAAUGAAAUCCAGAAGCUUACCAGGGCUUACCAGAAGGAUAUGGAGGAGAAACUAACCUUCCUUCAUAGCUUAUACCAGCAUUUGAUAGCAGGCUGUGUGCUUAUAAAACAACCAGAAGGCAUCCUAGAUAGAUUCUCUUGGCCUGAGCUUUGUGUAGUCUUGCAGGAGAAUGUUGAUGCCCUGAUCUCAGACCUCAACAGGGCUAAUGAGAAGAUAUCUCACCUGGAAUAUGUUUGUAAAAACAAGUCCAAUACUAUGAAGGAGCUUCAGCAGAGCCAGGAAGAUGCUUUUAACAAAAUGGCUGAACAGAUGAAAGCACAGGAAAGCUGUUGGCAGAAUGAAAAAAAGUAUCUGGAACAGCAGUACUCAGGUCUCCUUGGGGAAGUUCAUGCAAGGGCACAGGAAUACCAAGAAACAGCAGAGAAAAAUAAGGAAAAAAUUUAUGUCCUUGAAAAAAGUCAAGAAAAAUUGGCUCUUGAAACCAUCUCUGUAAAAAAGAUGUUAACACAGUUUCAGAAGGAGCAUUCCUCGCUCUUGGCAGCCUGUGCACUAUUGGCAGGUGCCCUGUAUCCUCUGUAUGGCCGAUUGUGUGCUAUGUCUUCCCAAAGAAACCUUCUUCAGGAUCAGGUGAACAUUUAUGAAUUAGCAAACCAGAAGAUUAGGACUCUAGUUCAUGCUCUCUCUGAUGAUAAGGAAAACAGUCAAGAUGAUGCAAAACUAAAGAAAAGAAAAUCCCAAGGCCUGAUUUAUGUAUUCCGAAGAGCUGUGAUUGCAGUUUUGGCAGCCAACAGACUUAAAGUUUUAGCACAGUCUUCUAGUACCUUCUUCACCUGGACAAAUGGCUUAAAAGAAGGCAUUGGAAUUCCAGUUUGUGUAGGAGAAUCCAAAGGCAAGCGUAAUCUGUCAAGUUGUGAAGAGGAAGAGCUUGACUGUAUGGAAGCACUCAGCUGGUUUGCUAGUUCCAACCUCCUUGCUGCAAUAAUCAGUUCCGUUGCUGAGUUGCAGGAUGUCGUUAACAAACCAGGUACAACGUCCUGGCUUUCUGGAAAGUUACUUUUAAGUGCAGCCAAGAAUUCAUUUUCAAAACUUAUGGACAAGUUGAAUGUUAUAAUGGAGACAGUUCCAUUAGACCACAGCAAGUACUUUACUUAUCUGGAGAAAGACUCCUUGGUACAGAGCCUGGCUCAUGGACUUAAUAAAAUAAAUACCCAGGCCCUGGAAGCUGGAUUGUGUGACAGUGUAUCCAGUAUGAAAAACAUAGAAUCCUUGCAGAAGCAAAUAUUUGAAUUUACACAAAGACUUCAUACAGCAGAAGUGGAACGUCGCUCACUGCGCCUACAACUUACAGAAUUCAAAUCAAAUUUCAGUGAGGUGAAAAAAGAAGCAGACAAAGCACAGGGCCUGCAAGAGCAAUUAAAUAUGCUUAAGCAAAAAUUAUUCACCCAUGAGAGGUUUGAAAGUAUAUGUGAAGAAUUAAAUAAUGCAUUACAUCGGGAGCAUCAGGCACAAUUGCUUUUGAAUGAACAAGCACAACAGCUACAGGAGUUAAAUAAUAAACUAGAAUUGCAAUCCAGUGAAGAAGCAGAUAAAACUCAAGUCUUAAGUGAAUCUGUAAAGAGUCUCUCCGAGGCAACGAUGGAGCUGAGAAGAAGAGAUCGAUUUCUGCGUCAGCAGAAUAGACUUCUUACCCAGCUGGAGCAGGACAAGCGUCGACUGAGCGAGAGCAUCCGUGAUGCAGAGAGUGCCCUCUGCACGGCAGCGAAAGACAGAGAAUUGUUCAUUAGUCAUAUGAAAGCUGUGGAAGACACUCUUCAUAAGGUCAGAGAUCAGGCCUUGCUGCCGUGUACUGCAGCAGCCACGAAUGACUUCACCCUGGAGCUACCCAAACUGCACCUGGAGACCUUUUCAGAGGAAGGGCUGAAGGGCAGGCCAGAGGCUGCAGCAUUUCAGGCUGUGAUUCAAAGUUUCACGGAAGUCUACCAACUUGUAGUUUCCAGAGCUAAAAUAUUAGUGACAGAAACAGAAUCUCUUCAGCUUCACAUUGCAGCCCUAACGUCCAGGCUCCAAACAGCUAAUCUUCACGAAAGUGACCUUACAAAUGAAAACAAGGCAUAGUUCAAACAUCAGCAUGGCUCCAAGCUAGAAAUUCAGCCUGACCAGAGUUCUAUCCCAGACUUUUUGGCAUUGCAAGCUGAACCUGACACAUCCUACAGUGUUAUGCAAAACAGGGACAGUUCUCUGUCUUCAAUCUGUUUCUUCAGCCCGGAUGUCACAUCCAAUCCCAGAAGAACAAUGGAAAAUGGAUUUUCAGAUUCUAAGUAUCAAUAAUCUUCUAGAAGGGAAAAAUUAUAUUAAUGUAAAAUGGUGCAAUUAAAGUGUAAUUUUUUUGCUAUCUUUGAAUUGUAGUUCAGCAUUUGUAUUUUUUGACAUUAAUUUUAUGGUUUUAUGAAAAUGUGCAUUUGUAUGUUCACAUUUCUGCACUUGUCAGUUUUGCAUACUGAAGCUGUUAUUUCUUUAAACUUUUAUUUAUUGCAGUUGUUCAUUUUUUAUGUGGUAUAUUUUUAAAUGUUAAAGAAUGACACAUUUUGGGUAAUUUUCCUCAGACUUAAAAAAAAAAAUCAAUAAGCCAUUUUAGUCUCUAUCUAUCAAAGUUGUUUCAUACUUGUCUAUUUUAAAGCAGGACUGCAAUACUUUAAUAGGAUUGAGAGAGCUAUUUGAAAUGUAUGCCAAUGAUUCCUGUCAUUUCAUGGCAGCCCUGCCAUGGUUCACUGAGCCCCCUCUUUUCUCUUGUCAGCUCAACUGAAGACAAGCAUUUAGUUGCAAACUUUAAGCAGGUUGUGCAAAACAGAAAUGAUGUGACUGCUUCUCUUCCUGCACAAUAAUGUCACUGCUGGUCAAUGUGAGAAGGUCAGGUUGCUCCUUGUAAAGCUACAUGAUACCACUUGCCUAUUUGAACAAGUUAAGUUAACCACUGAAUCUGGUCCCUGCAGGCACUGAAAACUCACCCUUUUAUCAAGUCUGCAUUUCAUAAGAAAGAAGAACAAUUGUGGAGGGAGGAUUUCUGAUGAUAUGUUUAUAUACUUUAUAAGGACAGUUCCCAAACCAGUGUUGCAAGUAAUGUAUUUAGUUUAAACUGAAAGACUAAAAAGUAAUGGCUGUUUUGACCUUCAAAUAGACUCCUUUUUUGUUGUUGUUGGUAGGACCCAAGAGUGACGCCCAUCUUUGAUGCUGACAGAAUUUAAAGCAAGGCCAUUGCCCUGCAUUUUCUGCCUUGUAGCACACAAAAGUAAAAUUGUAUGUCAGGCCGAGAUGUCGGGGAGCUGACAAGAUGCCCCAGUGACAUUUCAGCUGGAAAGAGCAAGUGUCUUGCAACCAAGUGGUCAAAUAUCAAAUAAUAGGUCAAGCAGGAAGGAGCUGAGUUCUAACCACAAAGAGGUUUCUGGUAACUUACUUGACAAGCUUUUGGGUGCUUUGUGGCUUGACAAAGUGAUGUUCUGUUGGGUAUCGCUAGACAGACUGUUCUUUAUAGCCUUCAGAAGAUCAGACAUUGACAUUGAUUAAACUCUUUAACCCUUAAAGGUUAAAUCCUAGCAUUUUCCUCAUUGUGAAUAAAAAAACAAAAGAAAUUUUUUAAUGCACCAUUUGUUUUCAUAUUAAUCACAGAACUCCCUAGUGCUAUUAACUUUUGAUGUGCUGUGUAGUUUUUGACAAAAAAAUUGAAUGCAAAAUCUAUAUAAUAGAUUGUUUCUCAGUAUGGACCAGUGAUAUAUUACAAAAAUAAUAUUAUGCAUUAUGGAAUUUGUAAUUUCCUCUAAUAUGUCAAAUGUAGGAUUUGAUUUUAAAGCUUCGUGACUUCUACUUUCCAUCCGUUCCAUUUUGGAUGGAAAAGAAUAUUUGCAUAAAUGAUGUAUCACUUAAAAUGAAUGAAUAUUCCAGCUCCCCUUCUUUCAGGUACUCUAGAAUCAUUGAAUAUCCGAGUUGGAAGACACCCACAAUGAUCAUCAAGUCCAAAUCCUAGCCCUGCACAAGACAAUCUCUAGAGUCACACUCUGUGCCUGAGAGCACUGUCCAAACGCUUCUUGAACUCUCUUAGGCUGGUGCUGUGACUGCAUCCCAGGGGAGCUGUUCCAGUGCCCAGCCACCCUCAAGUGAAAGUCCUUUCCUUGAAAUCCAACCUAAACCUCCCUUGACACAACUUCAGGCCAUUCCCUCAGAUCCUGUCACUGAUCACCACAGAGCAGAGAUCAGUGCCUGCCCCUCCUCUUUCCCUCUUAAGGAAGUCACAGACUGCAAUGAGGUCUCCCCUCAGUCUUCUCCAGGCUGAACAAACCAAGCCACUCCUAAUGUACCUUUAGAUUUUCAAUGGCAGAUCUUUUAUCUAAGGUAGCUUCAAAUUUUCAGGUAUUCUCUAUUGUGCAGUCCAUUGCUCACAGCCUUGAUGUGCAUGUAUGUGUGUAUAAUAAUACAGAGCCAUGAAAUGCCAAAUAAUAAAUCCUGAAUAACUCCUACAUGUAAGAGCUGGCAGAGAAAGAACAUUCCUUUUCUUUAUGUAUUUAGUCUUGAAUACUAAAGAAAAAAGUUUUUGUUUUUCUCCAAGUGUCAUGGCUCCGAUCUGUCAUGACAGUGACUGCUCUUAAAGGCGCCAUAAGUACUGUAUUCUGCUCUUCCAAAUUUAAUGUCAAAGAUCUAUUAUAUUAAUAUGAAGGAUGAAAGAAUAUGUCUCACUGAUCAUUUUCCUCUCUGUGUAUAGAUGCAUUUAAGCACUUUUUAAAGUGUAUUCUCAUGGUACACUAUAGUUUGAGAAAGUAAGUGACUGUUUUUUACUACAUGGUCUCAGAUUGCUGAAUAUUUGCAGUUUACUUGUCCCUUUCCCAUCAUUGCUAGUCUGUGUGGCAUGUAGAGACAGAAAAAGGAUUUAUUUCUGAAAUCCAUAUCUUACUGAGAGUAGGAGUAUCUCCUCCAGUUACUCCAGUUACAGCUCCAAGCAUGGGUUUAUGUGAUUUUGCAGGGACCAUAACAAUGGCAAACUGACUGUAGUUAACAGGAAUUAUCUAACAAGAUGUCAUUUCUCCAAAGAAGUAGUUUGUAAGUUUUCAUCGAAGGAGAACAUCUACUCCAUUCACUCUAUUUAAAUAUUGACUAACUGUGAGUUACAUACUAUUUUUUAGAAGCUAUCCACUUGGAAGGGGCUUUGAAAUAUCUUAUAUUUGGCUUUCAGAUUUCCCAUUUGUAAUCAAAAUCUCCUCUUUCUUGCAUUGUGAAGAAGCUGAGAGUAGUAAACUGGAUUAUCUAGUGUGAUACUCCUGAGUUGCUUUUCCGUGCAUUUGAUAAAGUGAAAUUUGAGAUAAAUUCCACAUAAGUAGAAGAUCCCCUGUUUGUAGUUUACAAAUUUAGUUUGUAGCUUAUCAAAGCAUAUUUUUACUUAUCUUUUGGAGACACAUAAAAGUCGUGCUUGUGUAGAAUGUGUCAAGGCAUACCAUAACAGUAGCUCCCAAAAGAGUAUCCUGUUUUAUACCAACUACUCUGCCUUGCUUUGAAAAUUACAGAGCUUGAGAUCUUGAUCGUUACUUUAGAAGCUUUUCAUUUUCAGAGCCUGGAAUUUGAAGAGGACUAGUUCCACUGGUGGAACUAGUGUAAUCUCAGCUUCAUCUCUGCACUCCUCCAGAAGAACAACUAGUUUCCUUAGAAGAAAGACUGUAUUUGGUGGGGCUAAAAUACUCUCCAUUGAAUGUGGUGCAACAAAUGAUUGGCUUUCUGGUCAGUCUCAAAUUAGUAUUAAUUUAUCUACCCACCAAGCAACACAUCUCUGAAAAGAGACUGACUGUGUAAUACAUUAUUUUUUUCUCUGCAGUAGG
This is a messenger RNA of Oenanthe melanoleuca, 7713 nucleotides long. RefSeq names its product coiled-coil domain containing 171 (gene CCDC171). The record is from RefSeq and is a predicted model, not a curated record. NCBI's taxonomy places the organism in Eukaryota, Metazoa, Chordata, Aves, Passeriformes, Muscicapidae. The coding region runs from base 329 to 3973 and encodes 1214 amino acids. The transcript has 25 exons.